Dichotomopilus funicola is the source of this 2868-nucleotide messenger RNA. RefSeq lists its product as uncharacterized. Bases 1 to 2868 code for a protein of 955 amino acids. The transcript is spliced from 7 exons. Gene Ontology annotation, biological process: chromatin remodeling; transcription elongation by RNA polymerase II. Gene Ontology annotation, molecular function: protein binding; chromatin binding. Gene Ontology annotation, cellular component: RSC-type complex. The record is from RefSeq and is a predicted model, not a curated record. Lineage: Eukaryota; Fungi; Ascomycota; Sordariomycetes; Sordariales; Chaetomiaceae.
AUGCCCACCUUGCGCGAACGCCCUAGCCGCGGCGACAUAUCCCCAGCAAAAAGGGCGUCUCAUCAACAAAAUUCCCCGAGCGCGACACGAUCAACCCCCCGUAAACGGCGAGGCAGUAUGACUAACCCUGACGCAAUUGAGGUGCGCGAGUCCAUCGAGGCUAAGGGCGACGCCGGCCAUGACAUCGAGAUGGAGGAUGUCGCUCCUGCAGCAGCGGCCAGCCCCACAGCGCACCGAGGAACCGAUGCGAUGGAUAUCGAUGCGGACGGCGAUGCAGAUGCAGAUGCGGAUGCGGACGCCGAUGCCGACGGUGAUGUGGAUGUAGAUGCUGAGGGAGAAGCGGAUGCGGAUGGCGUGGUCGAUGAAAUAGACGAGGAGGCGCGGAAAGAAGAGGAAUGGCGCGACCUGUUGCAACUCAUCAAAGACACCUCCGAAUACUUGUGCAGCUACACCAUCAAGGUUGAUGGAGAGGACCACGAGAUUGCUUCUGGCUUCCAGCGACUGGUCAAUAAGCGUAGUCUCCCAGAUUACUUCGAGGUGAUCAAGGAGCCCAUGGCGUUCAGUACCGUCAGAGGCAAAAUCGGCAAGAAGACGUACACCCGAUUCGACGAGUUCGUGCACGAUGUCACCCGCAUUUGCCAUAACGCGCAGGUGUACAACCGGCCUUCUGCGCCCAUUUUCUCGGAUGCCGGCCGUUUGCUGGAGGUCUUCAAGGAAAAGCUCGCCGAGAUGCGACGUGGUCGGCCACCGACGGUCUUCACACCUGUUGAGGCGCGUAUCCAGGCAAUUCUCAAGGGCUUGCGCCGGUUCAAGAACGAGUCCGGAGAGCUCCGGGUCCUCGCCUUUGAGCGACUCCCCGACAAGGCCGAUUUGCCCGAGUACUACGACGAAAUUCGGAAUCCUAUUGCCCUGGACACAAUAAAGAAGAACCACAAGCGCAAGAAGUACCAAUCUGUCGACCAUGCGCUCCAAGACCUCGACCUUAUGUUCAACAACGCCAAGCAGUUCAACGAGGAGGACAGUGAGGUCUAUCAGGAUGCUGUCGAGUUGGCCGCCCAGGCCCACAUCCUUGCCGAGCAGGAAAAGGCUAAGGCUGACGAGAGCUUCCGCGAUGAGGAUGGCAGGCUGCCGCUGGCCGGGAUUGAGCACCGGGGCCAAAUCUGGAGAGUGGGUGACUGGGUCCAUAUUCGAAACCCUAAUGAUUUGUCGAAGCCCAUUGUUGCGCAAAUCUACCGCACAUGGUCAGAUGCGGACGGCCAGAAGUGGGUGAAUGCGUGCUGGUACUACCGUCCCGAGCAGACGGUGCACCGGUUUGACAAGCAUUUCCUAGAGAACGAGGUUGUCAAGACGGGCCAGUACCGCGACCACCGCAUCGAUGACGUUGAGGACCGGUGCUUCGUCAUGUUCAUCACGCGCUACCCGCGCGGCCGGCCAAGGGGCCUUCCCGCGGACAAGUCAGUGUACGUGUGCAAGGCACGCUACAACGAAGAGAAGUACAAGUUCAACGAGAUCAAGACGUGGACGAGCUGCCUGCCGGACGAGGUGCGCGAACGGGACUAUGAGAUGGACUUGUUCGAUGCCCCGCGCGUCCUGCGCAAGGUGCCGAGUCCCAUCAAGCACCUGCUGCAGGCUGAUGCUAAAGAAACCGACGCCCUGCCCAGGCCGACCUGGAGAAGCCCGAACGCGCCGCCCCUGAUUGGCGCCGUCCAUCGUCGUCCCCGAGAGCCGAAUGCAUCACCGCCCCCUGAGGCCAAUCCGCUUCCCGUGGCCGUCGCACCUGUGCCCCUCGCCAUGGCGCCUGCCCAAAUCCCCAUCAAGGCCAACACUGGGAUGCCGGGCACACCAGCUGGUUACCAUCACCAGGCUGUGGCGCCUGCGCCGUCGCCGGCGCCUGCUCAUUUCCAGAUGCAGCACUUCCAGCCGCGACCUAUCCCGCAGGGCGCUCCUCACCAUGGUCAGCCGCCUGCUCAUCUACAACCGCAACCCCAGAUGGCGAUGCACCACCAUCCACAGCAUCCCGGGAUCCCACCUCAAAUGCAGCCAAGCCCUCACUACCCUCCCCAAGCGUACCCACCUCAGUACGCCGUGCAGCCCCAAAUGGCCCCACAGCCGGUCCAAUACCAGACGCCAACCCACAUCGCGCCCGCUUUUGACCAGCACCACCGCCCGGUGCAUCCAGCACCACAAGCCAUGACGCCCUCGCGCCAGCCCAUGCAGGCCGCACCCAGUAUGCCCGCUCACCCACAUGGCAAUCCGGGCCACAUCUACAACGCGCCCCGCGCGCCCGAGGUCUACACCCUUGCGGACCCCGUCGACGCCGCCAUUCCGGCCGAAGUGCGCGAGCAAUUUCAGCGCGACGAGCAAGGCCGUAUUCUCUUCUUCACUGCGCCGCCCCUUAGCCGCCCCGCCCAUGGCGUCGCUGAACAGAAUGCCGGGCUCGGUCACAGCGUUCGCCACCUGGCCACCAUCGGCGAGCUGCGUGCCGAGCGCGCUCGCAAGCGCAAGGAGCGUGAUGAUGCUCUAGCUGUUGAGCAAGAAGCCAACAAGAAGCUCGCGGCCUUACGCGAGCGCCAAGUCCAACUUGAGACUGAGGCUGACGAAAAGGCUCAAGCUGAGAUGCUCGAGAAGGUACUUGUUGCCUGGGCCGGCGAACUGGAUCGUGGUACCGCCGAGAUCGACGAGGCGUUGGGCGGCAUCGAGAACUGGAACCGUAUGAUGACCGAGGGUCGGGAGCGUGGCAAGAACCUGACGGCGGAGGAGAAGAAGACCGCGAAUUUGGAGUGGUAUAUUGAGUGGGCUAAGGCGCGCGGAUCCAUGGAUGAGAAGCAGGAGAAGUUGUGGCGAAGUUCGAUUGACCAGAAAAACUAA